Molecule: messenger RNA, 4976 nt
Organism: Phymastichus coffea
Lineage: Eukaryota; Metazoa; Arthropoda; Insecta; Hymenoptera; Eulophidae
Exons: 7
Coding region: 390-1970 (526 amino acids)
Source: RefSeq, a predicted model, not a curated record
CGACCGCCGGCUUGCUUGCUCGCGACAUCCGUGUGUGUGAAUACUGUGCGCUAGGGGUGCGCUCUCGCCACGUGUCGUUUGUAAUGAAAAGUUAAUCCUGGAAAGGCGAGGUACUAAUUAAUUUAAGAAAAAUAGAGAGCAAGUGAAAUUGAGCUACGAGACAGUAGUAUGGUUCCGAAGUUACGAGUUGCGAGGGAAAAAAGUUUGUCACUCUCAUUAACGUGGCGCCAGAAAAUGUAAAUCCCCACGGAGGCAGAUCAAACUCCAGUCGAAGGCGAAAAUAUCCUUUAUAGGCGGUGAUCGGCCGCGCGGAGCGAGGCUGUUCGCAUCACGGGCGCAGUUGCGGCGGCCGCAGCAGGGGCAGCCGGAGCACGCUCGCGGCAGCAGGCAUGAGGCGGCAGUCGUUCUCGUCGAGCCUGUCGUCGUCGUCGGGCGGCGUGGGCGAGCCGCUGAUCGUCGUCGAGGAGAGCGCCCAAGGCGAGGAGGAGGCGGAGAAACUCCGCGACGAGUCGCCACCCAGAUGCCUCGACCCGGACUCGCCCUCGCUCAACCCCUACCUGCUCUCGCCGUGGCGCGAGGCGCGCAAGCACUCCCUUCCCACGCCUCAGUGCACCUCCGGCAUCACCGCCUCGCAGGUGCGCCGGCUGAGCGAGCGCGGUGGUGAGGGCUCGGGGCCGUCGCCGCGCGAGGCGGCUUUCCUGGCGACUCUGUCGCAGUCGCAACCACCUCAGCCCGGCGGACGGCGCCACUCGGUGGUUACCAUCUCGCGGGUGCCGCCGACUCUGUUCGGGCGCAACCGCCGCGAGUCCAUCGCCGCCUUUCCUAUGGGCGGUGCCACCAGGAUACUCGGCAACAGGAGGGACUCCACCGGGCCCCCGUCCAACAGCGGCAGCACGCACAACCUGGCCCUCGACAUCAUGGACGACAUCGCCGAGAUCAAAGCCGCCAGGAAGGUGCGGCUAAAGAUGUGGCGAACCCCGUCGCGGGAGCGCGUGUGCGAGGUGCAGCCGCUGGAGGGCAGCGGCGCGGGGGGCGCGCAGCGCUACACGCAGUACCAGCAGCGCCGCUACUCGGACUUCUCGCUGGCGACGAUCCCGGCCGGCGCGCUGGCGCCGAGCGGCCUGGCGCGCCGCCGCGCCUCCGAGAUGCCGGCGCGGCCGCCGCUCGGGCCGCCGCCGCCGAUACCACCGCGCAGCGGCGCGCCCGCCAGCAGCGGCAUCGUCUGCACCAACACCGACCUCAUCUCGAUCCUCAGCUCGCUCACCUCCUCGGCCACGGAGAUCGACCGGUGCGGCCUCGAGGACGACGCCAACCCCGCCUCCCCGGCCGCCAAGAGCAUCGAGCAGAAGAGGGACAGGCUGAAGAGCCACCGGUCGAACAGCUUCGACGUGUCGAUACUGCACGGCUGCGGCGACCACGGCAAGUGCUCGGCGACGGUCGCGCUGUCGAGGAGCGCCGCCGGCACCUCCGUCAUCUCGCCGUCGUCGUGGUUCGCCAAGCGCCACCAGCCCAUGGCCAAGAAGCAGAGGGCCGCCGAAUCGCCGCCGGCCGCGCUCAGCUUCAAGUUCGAAAAGUCGAAGGUCGUGAGAGCCGUGAAGGACACGCUCGCCAGAACGUCGCCCACGAAGGACGAGGCCGCCGCCGCCGCGAGGAACAAGGUCGUGUGGGACGAUACCAGCGGCACCAAAGUCGACGCCCAGGUGUUGGGCAACGCAAUCGAGGAAUUCCUGCGGAGUGGCGUGACGGCGAACGAGUCGCCGGAGGCGCAGGACGCGAGCAAGGUGUUGUCCCCGGGCAAGCCACCCCGAGGCGGCAAGGUUGCCACGUGGUUCGGCGGCGCCGCGGGCACGAGCAGUGGCAGCUCCGUUGCCGCGGCGACCACGCCGACGGCCGGCGGCAAGGAGGCCGAACAGACGGACUCCUGCGAGCCGUCGAUCUGCUCGUCGCUCAAGGACCUGUUCGUCAAAUGAAAACCGAUAGAGUUCGUCGAUGUGUAGAGCGCCGCUCCGAUUCUCUUUGUUCGUUCGUCUGUUCGUUCCUCCCUCCGUCUCGCUUGCCGAGGCGGCGAAUGCUGCACUUUGUACGAGCGACGCAGUCAACCAAGCAGUUUUAUAAGACGACAAUGAGCCGAAGCAAGAUGGCAUCGGGAGCACGCGGCCCGAGCGAACGGAGAAAGACGUACGCGCUUUCGGGCACUCGCCAAGUUGCUGCGUGUUUUAUUUUUGACUUGACGACCGCCCGGCGAAAAUAAUCCACAUACGUAACCUGCGACUGCGCCGGGGCGGUUCACAUUGUAUUCGGAACCUUUGCUUCGCGCGAUUAUAAGCUGCUGAUCGCUCGGGCGAUUCGUCGAAUUCCAAGUUACGAGCCGACGUGUGCUCGAGCGAAACAAGCGCAAAUCCACGCGAAAGCGCGCAAAGCAUUUCAAUGACCUGGCUAAUUUGCGCGCGUAUUUCAAAUACUCUGAAGUAAAUCGCCCAUCAAAGAAGCCUCCAAACAACGCUGCGCGUCAUCUAAGCUCCGAUAGCCACGUAGCACAUUAUUUUUUGUAGCCUCAUUCGGAAUAUUAGAGCAUUUUAAAUAAACGUUAUCGAUAUUGAAUCAACAAAUUGAAGAAACAGACUCCACGAACAAUUAACGACUGGUAUUUACAGGGAUGAACACGAGAUCGUGCGACGAGCUGCUUCGCUGGUCGAAGGGAGCUUGGCAAUUGUGCAGUCUGUACAACAUAUUAAACAGAAGAAUGGUAAAAAACAUGUGUAAUAUAAAUAUAAUUGAAUUUAUAAAUGUUGCGAUUAAAAUCAAUGGUUUGAAAAAGAAUAAAAAUACAAUUUAUCCUCUGCCCUUGAAAUCCGUAAGAACCCGUUUGUACAUGUAACAAAGGAAAAGCAGUUGUGGCAAAAAUAUGUAACAAAUUUUUUUUUCCUCGAUCAGCGUUGCAAAGUGCGUUUUAGCUCUGUACGGUGUAACGAUAAUUAUACAUGGACGUGAAUAUAUAAUGUUACCGGUCAAAUGCAAUUGCUGGAUUUUUCAGUGAGGGCAAAACGUCGUUGCGUACAAAAAGUGCGCUUUUUUCCAUUAUAUAUAAGCAUAAGUCUAACGUGUCCUUCGUAGCUUUAAACUUAUUAAUAUAGUAUCUACAGUUGAUUAUUUUUCGUUCGUAAACAUAGAUUAUCUUGUCUCGAGAUUUAAAUAUUACCUAUAUAUAACUUGCCGUUUUCAAAGUGUAAAAAGUAUUUUUCAUGAAGUAAAUGUUGAUAGGUAGUUGCAUACCUGGCAGAGGUGAGUUCUAUACCCGGUAUACAUCUGCUGUGUUGUAUAUAAAUUCUUGUUUGAUGAGUUGUCACUUUCUGUUUUCCUUUUCCAACAAGCGAAAAAGAUAACAAGUGUAUCUUUCAUUUUUUAUACUCAGCUAAUUACGACGUAAUAUUUUGAAUUUUAUCGCCUCAACUAGAUUUGGAGAGUACCCUGAGUAAACAAUGAUUUUAUAAUGUAUAAAAGCGUAUAAAGCAAAUUGGAGUAACUUUGUAUUAGCAGAUCUGGUUUUAUCAUUCUCUGGAUGGAAUUUUAAAACAAAUAAAUUACGGACCACUUUCAUGAAUGUAUAGACAAUCGUUAGUAUGAAAAAAAAUACAAUAUGUAAUUGUUAUUAUUGUUCGACCAAGCGUAGUUUGACGUAUCAGAAUUGUUGAGUUCGUACGUACAACCGAAAUUAUUACAUGAAAAAUUAUGACGGAAAUGAGCAUCAAAACAAUAAAGCACUUUCAUCGGCCAAUACUACCACCACGUUAAGAUGUAUAUGAGUCUGUUGCGCACUUGAGAAAGAAGAAAUAAAACUGUAGCACGCGCGAAGCUUGAUGGAUUCAUUGUGAUGCAAAACUGUAAAUAAAUUUGACACUGAGUCGCUUUGAAUGUUCCUGGCGAUGGCGACAGAUUGACAAAAGAGAUAAUCUGCGUGCGUGUGUCGUCGCGAUUGCAUAAUAGUGGUAAAUUUGCUGUGUCGGCAAAAGCGUUCACAACUUUUCGCGUAUUACAUACUGAAUUUGACAAUUAUGUUACUUGGAAAAUGAAUUCCUUUCGCUGUUUUCGUUGUAAACAUUUCAAACUUUGAUUUUCACUGUGAGAUCUGUCUUCCUUUCAAUUUCCAAUCGUAACUCACCAUCUUUUCAUUAGUACAAAUUAUAAUUGACGCAAAAUGAAAAAAAAAUUGAUUGACAAGUGUUUUCGGUUGAAAUUGCUUUUAUCGAGGACGAGCACGCGCAGGAUUUUUCAAUGCGAUGACGAAUUGAUAAGAAUAGAAUCGAAUGAAAAGUGAGUCAAUCAGCAAUAUACUUAAUUGUGCGCGUAGGAUUGCAGCAAAAUAUUUUGUACGCGAAUCGAAUCUUCCACACUUGCCACUCUGAUUAUUGAUUAUUGCAUUGGAAAAGGAGCGAGCCGGCAGUUUUAUUCUCGCCAGCCAACUUAUGCCCCCUAAUAUUUACUUUGUCGUCUAAGGAUAGAAAAUUAAGGAGAAGAACGCAAGGUCGCAUCGAUGUCAAUGUUUAGUGAUCGACCACAACGAUUUUCUUGCCUAGCACGAACAGCCACUUGAAUCGACGUUACACAUACUAAACCUCCUUAAAUCGGAUUAUCGAGCGAAAAGCCACUGGCGCUUGUUGGAUCACAAAAACUUGACAUCCUUGCGAGUCUGAUGAUUGCGAUACGAUGCGGGAGAGCGAGGCAAAUAAACCGAUUAUAAAAGCGGUACGCGUCGCCGGACACUGCGGUUGAAGCUACAUAUUCUAAAAAAAAAAACGAAUACAGAAUAAUGUCAAAGACGAGGGCGUCACUGAAUGCUGACGGCAUUACAUUAAACGACGACGUUACGCAUCUACGAACCGUAGAGAAAUCGAUGUUAUCGCUAGAUCCGACUCAUCUGUAUCGAGACAAAUUCAGGUGCAGACAAUUACCGAAUGUUGCCCAAAAUAAAUCUUCAA